This is a messenger RNA of Syngnathus acus (greater pipefish), 1451 nucleotides long. It is a transcript of the gene rassf11, whose product is annotated as Ras association domain family member 11. NCBI's taxonomy places the organism in Eukaryota, Metazoa, Chordata, Actinopteri, Syngnathiformes, Syngnathidae. The coding region runs from base 81 to 1451 and encodes 456 amino acids. The transcript is spliced from 3 exons. The record is from RefSeq and is a predicted model, not a curated record.
UUUUUCCUCUUGCGCAGCGCUCAGUUAAGCAGACAGUUCCGAUCAUCUUUACCGCAAGCAGCACAAAACGAUUAUGUACGAUGGAAAUCAAAGUGUCUGUGGAUGGCGUGCCACGUUUGGUUUGUGGGGUCACAGAUGAGACAACAUGCCAAGAGGUGGUGACAGUGUUGGCUCAAGCUUUGGGCCAGCCUGGGCGCUACAUGUUGCGCGAGACCUUCAAAGACUUCGAGAGGUGCAUGGCAUCAGAUGAGCGGCCUCUGGAGAUGCUAAAGAAGUACGGGGAACACUCUAAGGAGGUCCAGCUCACUUUGCUCCACAGCGGUCCUUCAGUUUACGACGAAAUGAUCAGGGCCAAAGUGGGCCGACACCAGCCUUGUCCACCGCUGCGGAGAAAAGAAACCGGUGCUAGAAAUUGGCGUCGGAGCGGAUCGCUGAAUCUGCAUCGCCAGAGCUUUCCGCUGUCCUGCCUGAGGCAGGACACAGACCAGAACCACGAGCUUUUGAAAAGACCCAAAAGAAAGUCCCUGACCCUCAUGGAGGAGGCUUGGGAAUGGCUAGAGAGUCUGGGAAAAACACAGGUUUAUAGUACGUCAUGCGAUAAGGACAGCAGCAAGAAGAAGACGGAAAAAAAGAAAACUUUUCUGAGUGUCUCACUUUCCACCAUGAGAAAGAGUCCACAUGAGAAGAACCAAGUCCGAGGUCACAGAAACUCAAAGUCCGACUUGGAUCAGACAUCUUGUUGCAUGGGAACCCAACAGAAGGUGAAAGAAAAUAAAAACUCCAAGAAAACUCAUGUGGAGAAACUCGAUAGCUUCUCCGAUUUGAACAGUGACGACGAGAAUAAUCGCCUGAGAGAAACGAUCAUUUGGCAGCUCAGUAAACUUCAAAAGCUCCAGGUCCAGAUCGGCGAUGUGGACCAUGAGAUUUUAGAGCUGGAGAAAAGCGAGCGGACCAGGGAAGAGCAAAAAGUGAUUGAAGAAGAGACGGAGCAGAUCAAGUUCUGGGAGAAGGAAUUAAAAGCAGAAGAAGACUUUGAGAGAGAUUUGCAAAAUCAGUUCCAUGGCCUGAAAGCAAAGAUUGUGGACUGCAAGACCAAACUGGAGGACUACAAGACAGAAAUGCAAAAACUGGACUUCUGUGGAGCUCAAAAGGUUGACUCCAAAGAGGGCCGACACGCCGCAGACGGCAAUCCGAGCAAGGUCUCAAAUGGGCAGCUAUUUGAGACGGAACGCCAAGUAAACAGCGACAGGAAGUGGCCGCCCAGAAAUAUCAGCCCUUCUCCUGCUUUAUUUCCUCCCAAUCAGAUAAAGGAGCGCCGGCUCACUGGGCCAGCUGAGCUCAGGGAGUGGUGGGCAUGCUGGUCUGCAGGCCAAAAAUCAAACUCUAACAAAAAGGUGACUGCGAUACACCGCUCGGAGCUCACGAUUUAUUUGGGCGGUACAAAAGAUUAA